This is a messenger RNA of Striga hermonthica, 1257 nucleotides long. The record is from the annotation of a GenBank genome assembly. Lineage: Eukaryota; Viridiplantae; Streptophyta; Magnoliopsida; Lamiales; Orobanchaceae.
AUGCUGGAAACAGCAUAUGAGUUGAAGUUGGCAUUUGAUAGGCUAGCAGAGGAGGACAGUAAAUAUAAGGGUUACUUUGAUGAAGAUGAAGAUGAUGAAAAUGAUGAGGAUGAUGUGACUGAUUUGAUAUUUGGUACUGAGGGGGCAGAGGGUGAGAAAAGGAAAAGAAAAAACAGAGGGAAAAAGAGGGUUGGGCCACCAAAUGAAGAAGACUGGUAUAGGGCUGAGGCUUUUAUUAAGUUCUUGAAAGUAUUCUUUGAUGUCACUCUUAAUGUUAGUUGUACUAACACACCAACUGCACAUAAGGCAUUUAGUGAGAUUGUGACAAUCAAGUGUGAAAUUGAUGAUCUAUUUGCUGCACCAGUGACAAAUCAAAGUACUGAUUAUGAGAAGAUUUUGUUUACUAUGUCUGUGGAAAUGAGGAGGAAGUAUAGGAAGUACUUUGAUACUAUAGAUGAUGUGAACAAACUUCUUCUUGUAGCUUUGGUGUUGAACCCUAGAUAUAAACUGAGAUACUUCUCAAGGGUUCUUGAAAAAAUGUUGCAACAUGAUAGUGAUUAUGUGAAGAGAAAAACUGAAGAGCUCAAAGAUUUGAUUGUCACACUCACUGAUUUAUAUGCAUCAAUGAAUGGUGGUCAAAGUAGUAACACAAAAAAAAUCUUGGGAGUUUCUGAAGCUGAACAGAAUGAAGGUAGCAGCAGGUGUCCAUCCAUGAAGGUGACAGGGAGAAGGGCAAUGAUGAUGGAGGAUUGGCAAAAGGAUCUUGAAGAUGGAAACGCAAUUGUAAUUGCUCAUGAAGUGGAUAGAUACCUGCUUGAUCCUAUAGAGAAACCUGAGGGUGAUUGGGACAUUUUGAGUUGGUGGAAGUUAAAUGGAUCCAAGUAUCCUAACUUGCAAGCUGUUGCCAAGGAUGUUUUGGCAAUCCAAGUCAGCACAGUGGCAUCUGAAGCUUCUUUUAGCACUGGAAAGAGGGUAAUUGAUCCUCAUAGGAGUUCAUUAACUCCAAGGUCAGUUGAAGCAUUGAUUUGCCUACAACAAUGGUUGAAGUCAGAUGCCAUUACCAGCCUUGCACACACCCCUACUCCUGAGGAAAUGGAAUGGUUGGAGAAAACAGAACAAGAGUUGGACCAAGAAGAAAGAGAACUAAGGAAUAAACUUGAAGAAAAGAAAAAUAAAGAAAGCAAAACUUCAAAGGCUAACAAAGGAGCAUCUGAUGGAAAAUUAUCCAAGAAACAGUGUGGUGUCACUGAUGUUUGA